This is a messenger RNA of Anisakis simplex (herring worm), 204 nucleotides long. The record is from the annotation of a GenBank genome assembly. NCBI's taxonomy places the organism in Eukaryota, Metazoa, Nematoda, Chromadorea, Rhabditida, Anisakidae.
AUGAUACUCAAUGUCAUCUACGAGAUGUUUUCAAAUCUUGGUAUAUACACACAAGAGGCGAAGGUAAUGUUCAGGGAACUCGUCGUGUUUGCGAGCGUUGUGGCGCUUGCAUUGGCCAGUGACGUGUUGGAAUUUAAGGAUUCAGAUUUCGAAGAGAAAGUCAAAGGACACGAAGUACUCCUAGUGGAAUUCUUUGCACCAUGG